Messenger RNA from Saccostrea echinata, 868 nucleotides. Its product is annotated as alpha-ketoglutarate-dependent dioxygenase alkB homolog 4-like. Gene Ontology annotation, molecular function: oxidoreductase activity; demethylase activity. The record is from RefSeq and is a predicted model, not a curated record. The transcript is spliced from 3 exons. Bases 9 to 818 code for a protein of 269 amino acids. Lineage: Eukaryota; Metazoa; Mollusca; Bivalvia; Ostreida; Ostreidae. Gene Ontology annotation, biological process: oxidative demethylation.
GUAAAAAUAUGUCACAGUGCGGUUGUAAAGGUAUUCGAUCUUGCCUUGUCUGCGAAAAAGAAAGGAAAGAAAAUGAAAUAAUCAAGUGUUCCAGUAAAAUACACUAUUUUUGUGAUCUAUGUAACAAAGCCUUUGAAGAAAGCAAAAGUGAAGAUCAUCCAAAUCACCAUGGGAACUCUCUGGAAUUUCCAGGAAUCUUCAUUCAGAGAGACUUUUUAUCCCUUGAGGAGGAGCUGGAUAUUUUAAAGCACAUUUAUCAAAGUCCUUUUGUUGAAUCUCAGUCUGGAAGACGAAAACAAGAUUAUGGUCCAAAGGUGAAUUUUAAAAGGAAGAAAGUCAAAUCUGAAGUUUUCACUGGACUACCAAACUUUAGUAAACCACUUUAUGAAAGAAUGAAAUCAAUAGAAAUUCUUAAGGACUUCAAGCCAGUAGAGCAAUGCAAUUUGGAAUACGUACCAGAAAGGGGGGCAUCAAUAGACCCCCAUUAUGACGACUUCUGGUUGUGGGGAGAGAGGCUUGUGACCUUGAACUUAGGGUCUGACACUAUACUUUGUAUGACAUCAUCAGAAUGCCCUGAUAUAAGUGUCCAUGUGCCCAUGUGUCAUCGUUCUUUGAUUGUUGUCCAUGGUCCAGCCAGACAUACUUGGAUGCAUGGAAUUCAUAGGUGUGAUAUCACAGACCGUAGGAUUGCUAUAACAUUCAGAGAGUUGUCUGCAGAAUUUCAACCUGGGGGUGAAAAACAAGAAGUGGGACAAAAUCUUUUGGACAUUGCUUUGACGUUUGAAGGUGUUUCUGUUGGCUCAAUGAAAGAGUUAUAGAUUCUAUAAAUAUUUUUAAAAGAUACAUUCUAUUAUUUUAUUAAAACAAA